This is a messenger RNA of Racocetra persica, 448 nucleotides long. The record is from the annotation of a GenBank genome assembly. Lineage: Eukaryota; Fungi; Glomeromycota; Glomeromycetes; Diversisporales; Gigasporaceae.
GAGAUGCUCAAUGUUCCUCAAUUACCAUUGGUGAAUAUUGAAUCCGAAAUAUUUCAAAAUGAUGUUGGUAGUAAUUCUAAGGUUGUAGAAUAUGACCAAAGUAGUAGAAAUAAAUUCCAUGAGCCAGAGCGUCUAGUGCCCCCAUCCGAGCAUGAACCGACGUCGACACUUUAUGUCAAAAAUUUCGUCCGUCCUUUAACAUUACAAAUGGUUCGAGAAUUAUUACAGCAAUUCGGGGAGAUUGAAUAUUUCUGGAUGGAUAAAAUUAAAUCUCAUUGUUAUUACAAGACGUUAGCAUCAGCCAUUAAUGCUCGACAAUCGCUUUGGCAUAUUAUUUUUCCAGCUGAGACGGGUCGACCUCUUGAACUAGAAUAUGUAACUAUAGAAAGAGCAAAGGAGUUAAUCGCGACUGAGGAAGCAAAAACAAUUCCGCCUGUAGGUCGUGAUA